Messenger RNA from Sturnus vulgaris (Common starling), 519 nucleotides. RefSeq names its product SNAP associated protein (gene SNAPIN). NCBI's taxonomy places the organism in Eukaryota, Metazoa, Chordata, Aves, Passeriformes, Sturnidae. Gene Ontology annotation, cellular component: BORC complex; BLOC-1 complex; synaptic vesicle. The record is from RefSeq and is a predicted model, not a curated record. Gene Ontology annotation, molecular function: SNARE binding. Gene Ontology annotation, biological process: endosome to lysosome transport; regulation of synaptic vesicle exocytosis; lysosome localization.
UGUGGGCCAAGAUGGCGGCGGGGAGCGGCGCCGGGGCGCGGGAGCUUUUUGCUGAGGGGCUCCUGCAAUUCCUGCGACCCGCGGUGCGACAGCUCGACCGCCACGUCCACAGCGUCAGGGAGAGCCAGGUAGAGCUGCGGGAGCACAUCGACAGCCUGGCCACAGAGCUUUGCCGCAUCAACGAGGACCAGAAAGUGGCGCUGGACCUCGACCCCUACGUGAAGAAGCUGCUGAACGCCCGGCGCCGCGUGGUGCUGGUCAACAACAUCCUGCAGAACGCCCAGGAGCGGCUGCGGAGGCUGAACCACAGCGUGGCCAAGGAGACGGUGCGGAGGAGGGCGAUGCUGGAGGCCGGGGGCUACCAGGGCAAGUGACCAAGUGAGCGGCCAGGACAGCGGGAAUCCUGUUAAUCCCAGGGGAAUUGAGGGGGUGUCCCCCAUCACCUGCAGCUGAGGGAACUGGGACACUCCAUGCUUGUUCCCGGAUUUGUGGGCGCUGGAAUAAAAGUGACUGAGAGUC